AUCUCUAAUGAAAUGUUAAGCUCAAAUUUAUAGAGUUUUUACGAUCGAUUUCGUCUUGUGAUGUUUAAAAUGGAUUUUUUGAUGUUAUAGAGACUUYUUCUACUGAUUUGAUCGGUUUUACAUCCGUCAAUUUUCAAGGUAAGCUGUGGAUUCGAGUUUUCUUUGGAACAGACCUUGUUGCAUAAGAGYCAUGGCGAUGAGAGAUUUGGUUGAAGGUGAAUGUGGAGGUGCAAACCCUCUCAUGAAGCUUGUAUCUCACUUCACACAAGACAAAUCACUUCAUCAGGAAGGUCUCAUACAAGACAGAUUUGGCCCACAAUCCCAUCUGCACGAAAAACCAUUCCACGAAACACCUGAACAUGAGUUGRCUGAGGAAUUCCUCAGGGACCCAAGAAGCCAUGCUCCACCUCAGACUUUUAGAAUGGAUGCUUUGAUACAUGAAAUGAAGGAAAUAGAAGAACGGAAUUUACAUCACACACCAGUCAGAGCUCCUGGUGUGGCUGAUUUAGUAAGYAGUGAAUGGGCUUCAGAGUUUUUAUCACCAGAAGCAAGAAGAUCACAAGAUUGGGCAAAAGAAUAUGAAGAAUCUCAGCGACAUCAUCCUAKAGCAGAGCUCCAUCAAACACCAAUAAAAUGGGCWCAUGAAUACCUGGAUAAUGUGAGAGAUGUACAUGACAAUGAAACUCAUGAUGAUGGUAAAUGGGUUGAAGAAUACAAAGUUGAAGAUGAUAACGCACAGCUUGCUUCRAUUGCUGGAAACUUACUGGAAACCAAYCAGGAUCCUAAAUUUGCAAAUUCWAAAUUUAUGAAGUUUAUGCAAAAGUUGCGAGAUGGGGAGUUUAAAGUUGAAGAUAAUCAGGUGGUGGAUGCCAAAACAGGAGAAGAGAUUACAGAUGAUAGUCUGGAAGUUGAAGACUGGAUAUCAGAUUAUAAUAAAUUCAGAUCCGGUGAAGAAGGCUGGACWGGGGAAUAUUUGAAUGACUUUCAAGGUCCAGAGCAGGCUGAUGUUGACUACUGGAAUCAUUUGCAGGAUGAAUGGGAAGACCUUGUUAGGAAUGGUGACCAGGAAGCUGAGUCAUGGUACAGUGAAUAUGAAGCCUCGUUAAACAAGGAAUAUAAAUUUGAAGAAGACAAUCCACUACUAGAACAUCCUAACGCAUUUGAAGAAGGACUUAAAAAGCUUAAAGAAGGAGAUUUGAUCAGCGCAAUAUUAUUAUUUGAAGCUGAGGUAAGACAGAACCCCAAUCAUGCUGAGGCUUGGCAAUAUCUUGGAACAAGCCAAGCUGAAAAUGAGCAAGAUACUGUGGCUAUUGUUGCCCUCAACAAAUGUUUGAAUCUUCAGCCAGAAAACCUCACAGCACUCAUGGCACUGGCCGUCAGCUAUACCAAUGAAUCCAUGCAAUCACAGGCAUGCAACACAUUAAAAAGAUGGUUGGGUGCAAAUACACGGUACAGGGACCUCGUACCCACUGAGCCUGGGGGCGCAACCGGUCAGCGGCCCAACAUCUCAAGUAUCAUGUCACGUGAGAUGUACAACGAAAUAAAAGACCUUUACAUUGCGGCUGCGCAGAAAACACCGGAAAAUGAUAUGGACCCUAACGUACAGCUCUCAGGAGAGUACGACAAAGCCGUCGAUUGUUUCCAGUCCGCUCUUCAAGUUAGUCCGAGUGAUUCAUCGUUAUGGAACCGACUGGGUGCUACUCUAGCAAAUGGCGGGCGCAGUGAGGAAGCGGUUGAAGCUUAUAGACAUGCGCUGAUGUACAGUCCCGGGUUUAUUCGAUGUCGAUAUAAUCUUGGUAUUAGUUGUAUUAAUCUUGGAGCGCAUAAAGAAGCUGUGGAACAUUUCUUGACCGCUCUUAAUAUGCAAAGAAAGGGUUCUGACAUMCCAAAUGGCAACAUCUCCACCAUGUCAGACAACAUAUGGUCCACACUGCGCAUGACUCUAUCGCUCAUGGGUAAACCAGAACUWUACCAGGCUGUCGAUAAACGCGACCUCGAUCACUUGAACAGCGUGUUCCCCCAUGARUCUGAAUCAGUACCYAUAGAAGUAUAGCCCCCUAAAGAUGUCUGCCUACGGGAAGGACAGUCAGAAUUUACUUCAAAAAUGUUACUGUGGGAGAGGGGACUAAGGAAACUUGCCCAUKUCUGGAUAUUGCGCUGACGAAAAGUUGGAAAAUAUAAACUCACUAUUGGAGAAUCGAUACGAUUUUCACAUGUCAAAUGGCACUCAAUCCAUGAGAGAAAUUAACUSUCAAUCAGUACCACAGGGCACCCAUUKYURGCUUCGAAUACUAGUGCCCAGUCCCAACUACAUGAUUUYCGACGCCYRGUCUGAGGGCAAGUUACGUGUGAUUGUGCAAAGUUGAGUCAAUUAAAAUGAACACCACA
This is a messenger RNA of Exaiptasia diaphana, 2388 nucleotides long. Its product is annotated as peroxisomal targeting signal 1 receptor. NCBI's taxonomy places the organism in Eukaryota, Metazoa, Cnidaria, Anthozoa, Actiniaria, Aiptasiidae. Gene Ontology annotation, cellular component: peroxisomal membrane; cytosol. Gene Ontology annotation, biological process: protein import into peroxisome matrix, docking. Gene Ontology annotation, molecular function: protein binding. The record is from RefSeq and is a predicted model, not a curated record.